Leishmania braziliensis MHOM/BR/75/M2904 is the source of this 4152-nucleotide messenger RNA. RefSeq lists its product as hypothetical. The record is from RefSeq and is a predicted model, not a curated record. The transcript has a single exon. The annotation marks the transcript as partial. Lineage: Eukaryota; Euglenozoa; Kinetoplastea; Trypanosomatida; Trypanosomatidae.
AUGGCAGGCCUGCGCGACAAGGUGGCGGAGCAGGAGUCGGAGAUGGCAGCCCUCCGCCAGGCGCUUGCUGAGGCGCGGCGUGGGAGCACUGCUGCUGGCGCGACGCUGCGCGACGGUGGUGCUGAUGUGCAGGCGCUGCGGGACCAAAUGGCAGAGCAGGCGGCGGAGAUGGCAGGCCUGCGCGACAAGGUGGCGGAGCAGGAGUCGGAGAUGACAGCCCUCCGCCAGGCGCUUGCUGAGGCGCGGCGCGGAAGCACUGCUGCUGGCGCGACGCUGCGCGACGGUGGUGCUGUCGUGCAGGCGCUGCGGGACCAAAUAGCGGAGCAGGCGGCGGAGAUGGCAGGCCUGCGCGACAAGGUGGCGGAGCAGGAGUCGGAGAUGACAGCCCUCCGCCAGGCGCUUGCUGAGGCGCGGCGUGCGAGCACUGCUGCUGGCGCGACGCUGCGCGACGGUGGUGCUGUCGUGCAGGCGCUGCGGGACCAAAUAGCGGAGCAGGCGGCGGAGAUGGCAGGCCUCCGCCAGGCGCUUGCUGAGGCGCGGCGCGGAAGCACUGCUGCUGGCGCGACGCUGCGCGACAGUGGUGCUGACGUGCAGGCGCUGCGGGACCAAAUAGCGGAGCAGGCGGCGGAGAUGGCAGGCCUGUGCGACAAGGUGGCGGAGCAGGAGUCGGAGAUGACAGCCCUCCGCCAGGCGCUUGCUGAGGCGCGGCGUGCGAGCACUGCUGCUGGCGCGACGCUGCGCGACGGUGGUGCUGUCGUGCAGGCGCUGCGGGACCAAAUAGCGGAGCAGGCGGCGGAGAUGGCAGGCCUGCGCGACAAGGUGGCGGAGCAGGAGUCGGAGAUGGCAGCCCUCCGCCAGGCGCUUGCUGAGGCGCGGCGCGGAAGCACUGCUGCUGGCGCGACGCUGCGCGACAGUGGUGCUGUCGUGCAGGCGCUGCGGGACCAAAUGGCGGAGCAGGCGGCGGAGAUGGCAGGCCUGCGCGACAAGGUGGCGGAGCAGGAGUCGGAGAUGACAGCCCUCCGCCAGGCGCUUGCUGAGGCGCGGCGUGCGAGCACUGCUGCUGGCGCGACGCUGCGCGACGGUGGUGCUGUUGUGCAGGCGCUGCGGGACCAAAUAGCGGAGCAGGCGGCGGAGAUGGCAGCCCUCCGCCAGGCGCUUGCUGAGGCGCGGCGUGGGAGCACUGCUGCUGGCGCGACGCUGCGCGACGGUGGUGCUGUCGUGCAGGCGCUGCGGGACCAAAUAGCGGAGCAGGCGGCGGAGAUGGCAGGCCUGCGCGACAAGGUGGCGGAGCAGGAGUCGGAGAUGACAGCCCUCCGCCAGGCGCUUGCUGAGGCGCGGCGUGGAAGCACUGCUGCUGGCGCGACGCUGCGCGACGGUGGUGCUGUCGUGCAGGCGCUGCGGGACCAAAUAGCGGAGCAGGCGGCGGAGAUGGCAGGCCUGCGCGACAAGGUGGCGGAGCAGGAGUCGGAGAUGGCAGCCCUCCGCCAGGCGCUUGCUGAGGCGCGGCGUGGGAGCACUGCUGCUGGCGCGACGCUGCGCGACGGUGGUGCUGAUGUGCAGGCGCUGCGGGACCAAAUGGCAGAGCAGGCGGCGGAGAUGACAGGCCUGCGCGACAAGGUGGCGGAGCAGGAGUCGGAGAUGACAGCCCUCCGCCAGGCGCUUGCUGAGGCGCGGCGCGGAAGCACUGCUGCUGGCGCGACGCUGCGCGACAGUGGUGCUGACGUGCAGGCGCUGCGGGACCAGAUGGCAGAGCAGGCGGCGGAGAUGACAGGCCUGCGCGACAAGGUGGCGGAGCAGGAGUCGGAGAUGGCAGCCCUCCGCCAGGCGCUUGCUGAGGCGCGGCGUGGGAGCACUGCUGCUGGCGCGACGCUGCGCGACGGUGGUGCUGUCGUGCAGGCGCUGCGGGACCAAAUAGCGGAGCAGGCGGCGGAGAUGGCAGCCCUCCGCCAGGCGCUUGCUGAGGCGCGGCGUGGGAGCACUGCUGCUGGCGCGACGCUGCGCGACGGUGGUGCUGAUGUGCAGGCGCUGCGGGACCAAAUGGCAGAGCAGGCGGCGGAGAUGACAGGCCUGCGCGACAAGGUGGCGGAGCAGGAGUCGGAGAUGACAGCCCUCCGCCAGGCGCUUGCUGAGGCGCGGCGCGGAAGCACUGCUGCUGGCGCGACGCUGCGCGACGGUGGUGCUGUCGUGCAGGCGCUGCGGGACCAAAUAGCGGAGCAGGCGGCGGAGAUGACAGGCCUGCGCGACAAGGUGGCGGAGCAGGCGGCGGAGAUGACAGCCCUCCGCCAGGCGCUUGCUGAGGCGCGGCGUGGGAGCACUGCUGCUGGCGCGACGCUGCGCGACAGUGGUGCUGACGUGCAGGCGCUGCGGAACCAAAUAGCGGAGCAGGAGUCGGAGAUGGCAGCCCUCCGCCAGGCGCUUGCUGAGGCGCGGCGCGGAAGCACUGCUGCUGGCGCGACGCUGCGCGACAGUGGUGCUGACGUGCAGGCGCUGCGGGACCAAAUUGCGGAGCAGGCGGCGGAGAUGACAGGCCUGCGCGACAAGGUGGCGGAGCAGGAGUCGGAGAUGGCAGCCCUCCGCCAGGCGCUUGCUGAGGCGCGGCGUGGGAGCACUGCUGCUGGCGCGACGCUGCGCGACGGUGGUGCUGUCGUGCAGGCGCUGCGGGACCAAAUAGCGGAGCAGGAGUCGGAGAUGGCAGCCCUCCGCCAGGCGCUUGCUGAGGCGCGGCGUGGGAGCACUGCUGCUGGCGCGACGCUGCGCGACGGUGGUGCUGAUGUGCAGGCGCUGCGGGACCAAAUGGCAGAGCAGGCGGCGGAGAUGACAGGCCUGUGCGACAAGGUGGCGGAGCAGGAGUCGGAGAUGACAGCCCUCCGCCAGGCGCUUGCUGAGGCGCGGCGCGGAAGCACUGCUGCUGGCGCGACGCUGCGCGACGGUGGUGCUGUCGUGCAGGCGCUGCGGGACCAAAUAGCGGAGCAGGCGGCGGAGAUGACAGGCCUGCGCGACAAGGUGGCGGAGCAGGAGUCGGAGAUGACAGCCCUCCGCCAGGCGCUUGCUGAGGCGCGGCGUGGGAGCACUGCUGCUGGCGCGACGCUGCGCGACAGUGGUGCUGACGUGCAGGCGCUGCGGAACCAAAUAGCGGAGCAGGAGUCGGAGAUGGCAGCCCUCCGCCAGGCGCUUGCUGAGGCGCGGCGCGGAAGCACUGCUGCUGGCGCGACGCUGCGCGACAGUGGUGCUGACGUGCAGGCGCUGCGGGACCAAAUUGCGGAGCAGGCGGCGGAGAUGACAGGCCUGCGCGACAAGGUGGCGGAGCAGGAGUCGGAGAUGGCAGCCCUCCGCCAGGCGCUUGCUGAGGCGCGGCGCGGAAGCACUGCUGCUGGCGCGACGCUGCGCGACAGUGGUGCUGACGUGCAGGCGCUGCGGGACCAAAUAGCGGAGCAGGCGGCGGAGAUGACAGGCCUGCGCGACAAGGUGGCGGAGCAGGCGGCGGAGAUGACAGCCCUCCGCCAGGCGCUUGCUGAGGCGCGGCGCGGGAGCACUGCUGCUGGCGCGACGCUGCGCGACGGUGCUGUCGUGCAGGCGCUGCGGGACCAGAUGGCAGAGCAGGCGGCGAUGGCAGCCCUCCGCCAGGCGCUUGCUGAGGCGCGGCGCGGGAGCACUGCUGCUGGCGCGACGCUGCGCGACGGUGCUGACGUGCAGGCGCUGCGGGACCAAAUGGCGGAGCAGGCGGCGGAGAUGACAGGCCUGCGCGACAAGGUGGCGGAGCAGGCGGCGGAGAUGACAGGCCUGCGCGACAAGGUGGCGGAGCAGGAGUCGGAGAUGGCAGCCCUCCGCCAGGCGCUUGCUGAGGCGCGGCGCGGGAGCACUGCUGCUGGCGCGACGCUGCGCGACGGUGCUGACGUGCAGGCGCUGCGGGACCAAAUGGCGGAGCAGGCGGCGGAGAUGACAGGCCUGCGCGACAAGGUGGCGGAGCAGGCGGCGGAGAUGACAGCCCUCCGCCAGGCGCUUGCUGAGGCGCGGCGAGGAAGCACUGCUGCUGGCGCGACGCUGCGCGACAGUGGUGCUGACGUGCAGGCGCUGCGGGACCAGAUGGCAGAGCAGGCGGCGGAGAUGGCAGCCCUCCGCCAGGCGCUGCUAGGCGCGCGCGAGCAGACUCGG